Molecule: messenger RNA, 2037 nt
Organism: Eleginops maclovinus (Patagonian blennie)
Lineage: Eukaryota; Metazoa; Chordata; Actinopteri; Perciformes; Eleginopidae
Gene: prrx1b
Product: paired related homeobox 1b
Exons: 5
Coding region: 483-1397 (304 amino acids)
Biological process (GO): regulation of transcription by RNA polymerase II
Cellular component (GO): nucleus
Molecular function (GO): DNA-binding transcription factor activity, RNA polymerase II-specific; RNA polymerase II cis-regulatory region sequence-specific DNA binding
Source: RefSeq, a predicted model, not a curated record
GCGGCGGUAUCGUCCUGCCUCCUCGCGCCUAGCUGCCGCUGAGCAAGCUUUGCGCACACACGGAGUUCGCGCAUCUGGUCGUCAUCAGCAGCAGCUCUUCCUUCUCAGAUGUGACUCAACCCGAGUGGGAACACAGCUUGUUUUGCUAAUCAGAGGACUUCUCGGAAAAAAGAGACUGUUUCUCUCUCUCCUGCAGCAGGACACGCUGAGGUUUCUCUUGUUUUGCAGUUGACGCGCGCCGCUGGAUGGAUUGUCUGUAGGGUUUGAUCGGGAACAUCGGGCGUGGAGAAAACUUUGCUGAAGUUUGUUUGAGCCCCGCGCGGCUGAUCUGGAUGUGAGCAGACCUGAAUUCUGCUCGGAACAAACCGAGUCUCUCUCUGUGUUUCUGGAGAAUCUUCUCGGAUUCUGCAUGCACGGAUCUUCUUCUUCUUCUCUUUCUUCUUAAUUUCGCUGCGUUUUUUUCGCUGUCAACCACUUGCGUCAUGACUUCUAGCUAUGCACAUGUAAUGGACAGGCAAGCCUCGCUAUCAAACCGGCUGGAGAGUCCGAUCACGUCUAACCUGGACAACCUACAAGCCAAAAAGAACUUCUCGGUCAGCCACCUGCUGGAUCUGGAGGAGGCCGGGGAAAUGGUCGGCACCCAGGCGGACGAGAGCGUCGGGGAGGCGGGGAGGAGUAUGCUGGAGUCCCCAGGGAUGACCAGCGGGAGUGACACGACCCAGCAGGAGAAUGAGCAGAUGAACACGGAGGAGAAGAAGAAGAGGAAGCAGCGCAGGAACAGGACCACCUUUAACAGCAGCCAGCUGCAGGCUCUGGAGAGAGUGUUUGAGAGGACACACUACCCCGACGCCUUCGUCAGGGAGGACCUCGCCCGCCGGGUCAACCUCACCGAGGCCAGAGUCCAGGUUUGGUUCCAGAACAGGAGGGCUAAGUUUCGCAGGAACGAGCGCGCCAUGCUGGCCAGCAAAAACGCUUCUCUCCUCAAGUCUUACUCCGGAGACGUGACGGCGGUGGAGCAGCCUAUUGUCCCCCGUCCUGCACCGCGCCCAAACGACUACCUGUCCUGGGGAAGCGCCGCCCCCUACAGUCCCAUCACUCCCCUCUGUCAGCAUGAGCAGGGCGGGCCCAGAUCCUGUGACCCUCCUGACGAGCGCCAUGGCCACCUACCCGCCCACCUGCUCCAACACCAACACGUCCCAGGGCAUGAACAUGGCCAACAGCAUCGCCAACCUGCGGCUCAAAGCCAAGGAGUACAGCUUGAACCAAGUGCCCACGGUCAACUGAGAGGAGGAGAGGCCAGGGGCUGGUGCAGGAGGGGUGGUGGACCUUUCGGCCGCUGGACCCCUGCAGACGCACACCGUCUCUGGGUCGAGCAUCAUCUUACGUACCCUGGAUAAUGAAGCCUCCUCCUCUUCCUGGAGCAGCAAUAAUACACCUAUAUGCAAAUUGUUGGACCCCGAGUGAUAUCAGGAUUUUCCCUAAGCCACCUUUUUUAUUCUCCUGAGCAUCACUGAACUCUUGUUUGUACAAAGAGACACAUAAACUGGAAGCUGUAGCCAAAUAUCUGCCUAGUUUUACUUUUGUGAUUGUGACUGAAAUGGAAGGAGAGUUUUUCAACGUUUUCUUUUUCCUUUUCAAUCGAAGAACUUGUUCUCGACGGAGACUCGUAUUUGGACUACAUGGAAUUCCCUUUAUCCCUUUGGCUGUGGUUUGGAUAAAAUGACAUAGCUUAUUUGGGAUCAACAACACUUUUUAUUUUACCCUCUUCUAAAACCAACAACAAACUGACAAGGACUUCCUCGGACAUUUAUGCAAUUAAAAAAAAAAAGAUAGUUUUGUUUUUCCACAUUUUCUUUUCCAUGCUAUACCACUGACGAGCAAACACUUUCAACGCAUUUUGAUUUUCAUGUAAUAGUCCAAUAUAAAGGAGAGGCUAAUGUAUUUCUGAAUCCAAAACCAUCUCUUAAUUUCCUAUGAUAUCCUUUAUUUGUAACAGAAUAAAAAUGUGUAUAUUAAUAAAAAAUGCAUUUCAAGCAA